CAUGCCUCAAUAUGAAAUUUCCAUGAUAUUAAAAUUGAUGAAUAAAGAUUUUACUGUAAGUGCUUUAAAACGUGUGGGACAGAAUCUAUUGAAGCAUAAAGGUAUUAUAUCUAAUUUAGAAAAUUUAGGCUCAAAGCAAUUACCGUAUAUAAUGCAUUCAUUUAAUCAAAAAUAUAAAAAAGGACAAUAUUUUAUUUGGGAAUUUUAUUGUCCUUCAAAAGAUAUACCUGAUUUGGAGGAGGAGCUCUCUCGUGACAUAGAUAUAAUUAGAUCAUCAGUUAUUAAUAUAUCGAAACCAUUUUAUAAAAUGAAUGAAAAUGCUAAAGGAAUAGAUAAUGUGGAACCAGAAGAUCAGGAUAGUAGAUACAAUCAUUAUUCAUCCUGGACAGGAUUGCAGAAAAGGAUGAGACACUUACCAAAACCACCAUUUUGCACAAUACCUAUUGAAAAAACUUUACCCGCACUGAGAGAAGAUUUGAAAGCAUAUCCUAGAUGGCAAAAGGCUCUCUUAAAGGGUUUUCAUUAUCCAGAUAAAAAAUGACAAUAUAUAUUGAAAUGCGAUUUAUAAGACAUUGAUAAUCAUGUGUAAAUUAUAGAACAAAGCUAUCCAACAAAAAAAUGACAAUUUUUAUUGAAAUAAGAUUUAUAGGACUUUGAUAAUCAUGCGUACAUUAUAGAAUAAAGCUUUG
Gordionus sp. m RMFG-2023 is the source of this 689-nucleotide messenger RNA. RefSeq names its product small ribosomal subunit protein bS6m-like. The transcript is spliced from 3 exons. The coding region runs from base 2 to 541 and encodes 179 amino acids. Gene Ontology annotation, biological process: translation. Lineage: Eukaryota; Metazoa; Nematomorpha; Gordioida; Chordodea; Parachordodidae. Gene Ontology annotation, molecular function: small ribosomal subunit rRNA binding; structural constituent of ribosome. Gene Ontology annotation, cellular component: mitochondrial small ribosomal subunit; ribosome. The record is from RefSeq and is a predicted model, not a curated record.